AUGGCAUCGAUCGAAGACGACGACGAGAUCCCACAGCUUUCAGGCGAUGCUCUUGCCGCCCUAAAGGAAUUUUAUGGCGAGCGGGACGCACGACAAAAACAGUUCGAAGAACUGAAAGGCCAAGCCGAAGAUGACUUCGAGGGGAAACUAUCCAUGGAUGCGUUUACCGAAGACUGGAAUGCAAGUCAGUUCUGGUACAGCGACGAAACUGCCAUGGUGCUCGCGCGGCAACUUCUGGAGGGUGCGACAGACGAGACAAGGAUAGCGGUUGUGUCUGCUCCGAGUGCUUUCAUCCAACUAAAGAAUCUACUGAACUCAGGUGAAGUCAAGUGUCGUCCACAGAUCAAGUUGUUGGAAUUCGACGAACGCUUCGCCGUCUUCAAGGAGUUUGUGCGCUACGACUUCGAGAAGGCUAUCCAACUGCCGGCUGAGAUGAAGGCUUCAUUUGACGUAAUCAUUUGCGAUCCACCAUUUCUAAGCCAAGACUCUGCGUUGACUGUACGAUGGCUCGCCAAGUCCUGGUCGCAAGACUCUCUCCGUCUGAUUGUGUGCACUGGAGAGCGUAUGGAGAGCUUGAUCACAGACAAACUAUAUGGGAAAGUAGGAACUAAGACGACGAACUACGAGAUCAAGCACGCGAAAGGUUUGAGCAACGAGUUCAGAUGCUAUGCAAAUUUUGAGUGCGCAUCGUGGAAGUGGGCACAGUCAUGA
Alternaria alternata is the source of this 711-nucleotide messenger RNA. RefSeq lists its product as hypothetical. The record is from RefSeq and is a predicted model, not a curated record. NCBI's taxonomy places the organism in Eukaryota, Fungi, Ascomycota, Dothideomycetes, Pleosporales, Pleosporaceae. Gene Ontology annotation, molecular function: nucleic acid binding; protein-lysine N-methyltransferase activity. The transcript has 4 exons. Bases 1 to 711 code for a protein of 236 amino acids. Gene Ontology annotation, biological process: methylation.